This is a messenger RNA of Pseudophryne corroboree (corroboree frog), 3628 nucleotides long. RefSeq names its product protein kinase cAMP-dependent X-linked catalytic subunit (gene PRKX). The coding region runs from base 706 to 1806 and encodes 366 amino acids. Gene Ontology annotation, biological process: peptidyl-serine phosphorylation; signal transduction. Gene Ontology annotation, cellular component: cytosol; cAMP-dependent protein kinase complex. The transcript has 9 exons. Lineage: Eukaryota; Metazoa; Chordata; Amphibia; Anura; Myobatrachidae. The record is from RefSeq and is a predicted model, not a curated record. Gene Ontology annotation, molecular function: ATP binding; cAMP-dependent protein kinase activity.
GCUCUGCUUAUGCCCGGCGACCACGAGUGUGGGCGUGUUACUGUGGCUGUGGGCCGUAACGGGCUGCGCUGGGUGUGUCAGGGGCGGGGCUGGGCAGCGCAGGUCCCGCCCCUGUUGGCAUCUUUCCUUGUGUAGACGAGCCGCAGUUUGAAUGUGCAGGGAAGAGGCGGAGACAGCUGCAAAGUGGUGAAACGGGCACAGAAAGUGGCAGAAUCCGCUAGUAGCGCCCUGCCCGGCACCGCUGUGCCCACAGGCUCCGCAGCCAGAGGCCGCCGUGCCCCCAGCUCCACACUGCACGGGAGCCUCUAGCACGGGGCACAAAGACUCCGCUCGGACGCCGGCCGCCCAGAGCCCGUGCAGGGGCCGCUGUAGUCCCGGGGAGCUGUGAUGUUCGCGGACGCGGGCAGCCCCAGCGCCGCAUACACGGAGUAGACUCAGCGCCAGACACAAUGCCGGCUGACAGCUCCUCCAGACCGAUCCGUGCUGGCAGUGCCACCUGCCCGCACCGGGGGCUCCUCACAACCGCACAGUGAGGCUCGGGCUUCUCCGUGUCCGGCUCCCAGGGGCGGCCAGUGAGAGGAUCGCUGUUCCCGGACUCACAUGGUACUAGUUACCGGCACUCUCAGCGGAGACACUUGCCCUCACUGAGUCUCCGUGCUCCUGCCCAUUGUGCCGCUUAUUGCUCCGAUCACACCCCAGGCUCCGAUGGAGGCAGCCGGGUCAGUAAAAGCCAGGUCCGGCUCCAGAAGUGCCGGGCAGGGGAGCUGUGAUGGAGGUGUCGCCAGCCCCAGUCCCGGGUGCCUCGGGCUGACUGCAUGUGGCCGCAGCUCACCCGCCUGCCCGGAGCUGCAGCAUCAGUACAAGUUGGAUGACUUUGACACCGUGGCUACUGUGGGUACUGGGACAUUUGGUAGGGUUCAUUUAGUGAAAGAGAAAACUGCCACGCACUAUUUUGCACUAAAAGUAAUGAGCAUUCCUGAUGUCAUUCGCCUAAAACAAGAACAGCACGUACACAAUGAAAAAUCUGUCUUGAAAGAAGUAAACCAUCCGUUUCUGGUCAGACUGUUUUGGACCUCUCACGAUGAUCGCUUCUUAUAUAUGCUAAUGGAAUAUGUACCUGGGGGUGAACUUUUUAGCUACUUGCGAAACAUGGGACGUUUUAACAACAGCACCGGACUGUUUUACUCUGCAGAAAUUAUAUGCGCAAUAGAAUACUUGCACUCCAAAGAAAUUGUUUACAGAGACUUGAAGCCUGAAAAUAUAUUGCUGGACCGGGAAGGUCACAUCAAGCUAACAGAUUUUGGAUUUGCGAAGAAGCUGUCAGACAGGACAUGGACACUGUGUGGUACACCAGAGUACCUGGCACCUGAAGUUAUUCAGAGCAAAGGGCAUGGAAGAGCAGUGGACUGGUGGGCCUUAGGCAUUCUAAUAUUUGAAAUGUUAUCUGGGUUUCCUCCAUUUUUUGAUGACAAUCCCUUUGGUAUAUAUCAGAAAAUUUUGGCGGGCAAGAUAGACUUCCCAAGACAUUUAGAUUUAUACGUAAAAGAUCUCAUAAAAAAACUGCUUGUUGUGGACCGAACUAGACGGCUAGGUAACAUGAAGAAUGGAGCAGAAGAUGUUAAACGACACAGAUGGUUUAGAUCAAUAGACUGGGAUGCUGUUCCACAGCGAAAACUAAAGCCUCCAAUAAUGCCAAAAGUGUCCCAUGAAGGUGAUGCAUCAAAUUUUGAAGCUUAUCCCGAGGAUGAUUGGAAUAAAGCACCCUCAGUACCUCCUAAAGACUUAGAGAUGUUCAAAAAUUUCUAAAUGGGAAACAAAAGGGAUUUAGGACCUGUGGUUGAAAUGGAAAUAUGGUUGCGCUCAUGAAGGCUGAAGUCUCGGUGCAGAAAGAAGAUAUACCUCUUCAUGCUUAUGAUCAAAAACUGGACAAGCCAUUGACAUUUCUGUUAGCUUGGAGUCUCUGCAUAAUUCCAAAUAAUGCACUUCUCAUCGAAUGUCUGGCAGAAAACCAUGUGCAUUCCAGUACAUCGUCCUUACUGCACUACAGAUGUGUGCUAUGUAGCCAGCCGUCUUCGUGCAUCCAGUAGUGCACAAAUUGCAACAUUGGAAAGGCCACUUGGAUUGUUUUUUUACCCCUUUUAUGAAUAGUUCAAACUACAACUUUUACUUCCUUAGUGGUAGAAUAAAUUACAUUUAUGUACCAACACUUGUUAGAUGCUGAUAGGGAAUGUACAGGGGUGGUUUAAUAAGUAAGGUAACAAGACUUCUCACGUGUGUAAUGUUCUCUAUUCCAUUCUAGUUUCCCACCAGGCCAGAGCAGGAUGACACUGCUUCCCCUCACGGCACUUUCCCUUAGACUGCGCCUCAUAUCAGCCAUACUGUCCCAACAUCAGUUGUAAGAUGGCAGGGCUAGUGGAAACAGAGGUGCGAAGUGUGAUCAGAUUUCUGCAUCUAAAGGGCACAUCAGCAUCUGAAAUUCAUUGCCAACUUGCCGAGGUGUACGGUGAUAACGUUAUGUCAUGGAAAUAGGUUUGUGUGUAGUGCAGUGUUUUUAAUAGUGGCAGGACAGAUUUUAAAGAUGAGCAGUGAUCUGGCCAGCCAAUCACGUCCACCACAGGCAGUGCACCUAACCCAAACCUGCUUCUGUGAAAUGACAUUAUCUCUGUACACCUCAACAAGUUGGCGACGAAUUUCAGCUGCUGAUGUGCCCUUUAGAUGUUUGAAUCUGAUCUCACUAUGCACCUCAAUGUGUAACAAUGUUUCAUCCAGCCCUGUCUUCUUACAAAUGGUGUGAGGCGCAGUCUAAUGGCUGUUAGGGGAAGCAGCGGUCUACCUCCCCUGGCCUGGUAGGAAAUUAGAAUGAAAUUGAGAACAUUAUACACGUGGGAAGUCUUGUUGCCUUAAUUAUUGAACCACCCUCACAUUUUGAUUUGUGUAACAGGCAAUAUUCUUGUAAUAAGCAAAUCAUCUAUUUCCUAUUUGUAAAAUAAUUACAAGGCAAUUUUUUUUCCUCACUUCAUAUUUGAAAAAAAUAUGUAAGCAAAGUAAACUUAUGAAAAGGCACAAUAAAAAGUGUCAAUGUUACAGUGAUACAGUAGGAGGACCGAUUAUUAGAGACUAGAAAGUGGUUUAUGGUCUCUUCCUUAGAACACUGUGUAAUUGGAUAUUACAAAUAGCUUUCAUCUAGGAAAGCCAAGUGCCAACCACACAUAACUUAUAGCAGGUACCUUUAUGUACUUAUUUUUUUUGUGUGUAUUGAGCCCAUUUAUUCAGUAUCAUACCACUGUUUAAGGUACUGGAGAGGUCUUCCAUUAAGCACAAAAAGCCUGAGCUUUCCAAAGCUGAAAUAAGGUCAUAAUGUAUGGUCCGUUUCAUUAUAGGCUUUCAGCUGUUCUUAUGUUUUUUGUUUGUUUUUUGUACAAAUCAGAUUAAUCUAAUUUUGUUCUUUUAAUUGUGUCUAUAUAAGCACAUAUUUAGUCUGUAUAUAAAAGAAUAUACCAUGAGCACAGAAUAUGUGCAAAGAUGUAAAUGUUUGUAAUUUGCAAAGUCUGAGUUUUAUUUUUUAAAUAUUUUUUUUCCAAGACUUUGUUCAGGGAUGGGUUAAAAAUGCAUUUUUUUAAACUUUGUU